GGGGCGCGCGCUCCUCGGCGCAGCAUGUUCCAGCCGGCGCCCAAGCGCUGCUUCACCAUCGAGUCGCUGGUGGCCAAGGACAGUCCCCUGCCCGCCUCGCGCUCCGAGGACCCCAUCCGUCCCGCGGCGCUCAGCUACGCCAACUCCAGCCCCAUAAAUCCGUUCCUCAACGGCUUCCACUCGGCCGCCGCCGCCGCCGCCGCCGGCAGGGGCGUCUACUCCAACCCGGACUUGGUGUUCGCCGAGGCGGUCUCGCACCCGCCCAACCCCGCCGUGCCAGUGCACCCGGUGCCGCCGCCGCACGCCCUGGCCGCCCACCCCCUGCCCUCCUCGCACUCGCCACACCCCCUGUUCGCCUCGCAGCAGCGGGACCCGUCCACCUUCUACCCCUGGCUCAUCCACCGUUAUCGAUAUCUGGGUCAUCGCUUCCAAGGGAACGACACAAGCCCCGAGAGUUUCCUUUUGCACAACGCGCUCGCCCGAAAGCCCAAGCGGAUCCGGACCGCCUUCUCCCCGUCCCAGCUUCUAAGGCUGGAACACGCCUUCGAGAAGAAUCACUACGUGGUGGGCGCCGAAAGGAAACAGCUGGCGCAUAGCCUCAGCCUCACGGAAACUCAGGUAAAAGUAUGGUUUCAGAAUCGGAGGACGAAGUUCAAAAGGCAGAAACUGGAGGAAGAAGGCUCAGAUUCGCAGCAAAAGAAAAAAGGGACACACCACAUUAACCGGUGGAGGAUCGCCACCAAGCAGGCGAGCCCCGAGGAAAUAGAUGUGACCUCAGACGACUGAAACACAGACCGCACCCCACCGACAUGGACAACACCGAGCACCACAGGCAGGGAGAGCAGGGGAAGACGGAAAACCCUACAAGACAAAAACAAACCGCACACACAUUCAUCGGGAAGGGACAGGGGAUCUGGACGAGCACCCGGGCGCUUUGCAGACUUCGGACCGCGAGGGCGCAGGGUCCCUAAUCCGAGGCCGUGCUGAGAUGGCAGAGGAUGGAGUCUCCUUCAUCAACAUGCGACCCUCGUCUAAAGAGGCAGCUGAGUGAGUGAGUGAGUGAGAGAGCGAGAGACAGAGAGAUGGGGAUGGGUGGGAGAGAGAGCGAGCGAGAGAGAUCCGAAUGUGGCAAAGCUGAACGCUCUGACAAGGGGAGCUGUCAGUCAAACGCCAAACCAGCAAGACGAGAUGAUUGGCAGGUAUUCCGUUUAUCGCAGUCCACUUAAAAAAAAUGACAAUAAUGGUGAUAAAAGCAAACAAACAAACAAACAACCCAAGCAGGCACAGGACUUUUUGUUUUGCACUUCGCAGUGUUUUCUCCCCAAUCUUUACAAAGUAAUUAGUAAUAACAAGCAAAAUUCCAUAUUUAGCCCCAUCCUACACCUGUUUCAAAAACUUGAAUUGCAUGUAGCAGUUGUCGGGCGAAUGGUGUCUAAAGACAAAAUGAAUUGUAAUUUUGUUUCCUUUUAAAGACAGGUUCUGUGUGCUUUUUAUUUUGAUUUUUUCCGAGAAAUGUGCAGUCUGUAAACACUUUUUGAUACCUUCUGAUGUCCAAGUGAUUGUGAAAGCUAAAUGAAGUAGCUCAGCGAUAGUGGUCCUCUUACAGAGAAACCGGGAGCAGGUCAGGGGGCUGGGAGUGGCAGGAGAGGGUGCCCACGAAGAAGAGUCAGGACUUGUGCUGGAAAAAAAAAAAAUAAUCUGAAUUCAUUCUGUUUCUUGGACAUUCCCUUUCCUAACAUCCUGAGGCUAAAAAACCCCGAGGUAAACUUCUCCUUUUAGUGGUUGGAGAAAUUGGCAGAGUUCAACCAUUCACUAGUCAUGGCCAUUCCAAACUUUAAACCUAUUGGAAAAACCGAAGGACUGUAGUUAGCAGGGAUGGUAGUGUGGCCACGGACACGCGGCAAGUUUUCAAGCACUGAGUUUCUAUUCCAAGAUCAUAGACUUACUAAAGAGAGUGACAAAUGCUUCCUUAAUGUCUUCUAUACCAGAAUGUAAAUAUUUUUGUGUUUUGUGUUAAUUUGUUAGAAUUCUAACACACUAUAUACUUCCAAGAAGUAUGUCAACGUCAAUAUUUUGUCAAUAAAGAUUUAUCAAUAU
Molecule: messenger RNA, 2097 nt
Organism: Lepus europaeus (European hare)
Lineage: Eukaryota; Metazoa; Chordata; Mammalia; Lagomorpha; Leporidae
Gene: EMX2
Product: empty spiracles homeobox 2
Exons: 3
Coding region: 25-786 (253 amino acids)
Biological process (GO): brain development; central nervous system development; neuron differentiation
Molecular function (GO): DNA-binding transcription factor activity, RNA polymerase II-specific; DNA binding
Source: RefSeq, a predicted model, not a curated record